Messenger RNA from Strongylus vulgaris, 228 nucleotides. The record is from the annotation of a GenBank genome assembly. NCBI's taxonomy places the organism in Eukaryota, Metazoa, Nematoda, Chromadorea, Rhabditida, Strongylidae.
CUGAGGAUACAACAUUUCCAGACUGAGCUUUGUUCCCGCAUAGCUUGUCGCCUGUUAGUGCCUGAUCUGCGAGGUCAUGGUCUAACGGAAACUCAAGAUGAGGGCGACUUAUCCACAGAAAGACAAGUGAAGGAUAUCCUCAAUAUAUACAAGGCUCUCUUUGAUGAAAAUGGUGAUGAAGAACCUCCCUAUGUUGUUGUCGUUGGACAUAGGUCAGUUUGUUUCUAG